This is a messenger RNA of Aspergillus glaucus CBS 516.65, 480 nucleotides long. Its product is annotated as MARVEL domain-containing protein. Gene Ontology annotation, cellular component: membrane. Bases 1 to 480 code for a protein of 159 amino acids. The transcript is spliced from 4 exons. NCBI's taxonomy places the organism in Eukaryota, Fungi, Ascomycota, Eurotiomycetes, Eurotiales, Aspergillaceae. The record is from RefSeq and is a predicted model, not a curated record.
AUGCCUGUGAUCUCGCGUAUUGUGUCGGUCGUGCUUCGCGUGGCUGAGAUUUUCUUCGGUGCUAUCGUUGCCGGUAUCAUCGGUCACUACCUCGACAAGCUCGACAACAUCGAUCCCUGGCCCCAGGCGAGAUGGAUCUACACUGAAGUCGUCGCCGGUGUCUCGAUACUGCUGGCCCUGCUCUGGUUGAUUCCUUGCUCGUUUGGCUUCUUCUUGUUCCCAAUUGACAUUAUCCUCUCCCUCGCCUGGUUCGCUGCUUUUGGUAUCCUCGUCGAUGCCAUUCACCAGCUCAACUGCGGAAGCAUCUGGCACUGGAACAACUUUUUGAGCGGUGACACCUGUGGUCGCUGGAAGGCUGCUGAGGCUUUUGCUUUCAUCUCCGCCUUUGUCUGGCUCGUUUCUGGCAUUGUGGGCAUUUGGUUCACUUUCCGCAAGGACGGCUCCACCGGUCGUCGCCGCUGGAACCGCUCUGCUGUCUAA